GCUGGGGAGAGUCGCUGCCUGCUGUCUCCAUCGACGAGCAGAACAGCCAAGGAAAGAAGUCACGUCACACCUCUGUGGUUGAUCUGCAACUCAGGAUGCGAAGCUCCCCAGUCUGCCUUGCUUCCACAACUGCUGUCGCCGUCAUCUCGAAUCAUUCCUCGCAACAAGGUAGCGAGCGGUACUACGAUUCUUUCUGCUCCCGCCCCUCGAGCUCAGGACUUCAAACCACCAACCUUGCUGGAAACACUGAUGGCUCAACAAAAAAAUGCACCGGAAGACUGGCCACCGAACCUGCGUAUCGAGCCAGUUAUCAGCAGAGAAACAUGGGACCCAGUGAAAAUGGGGAUACGGUCAAAGCUAAAACGGAUGUUGAGGGAGGCAUAAUGCAUAAUUUCCAAAAUUUUGCCCAGAAGAGCACUCCCUUCCUCACUCAAAAACAGCAAGAAUUCUAUGCACAAAAUGGAUUCAUAGUGCUGGACAGUCUCUCCCCAAAGUUCGCAGAUGAUAUGUCUGCGUGGACCGAUGAAAUCAAGACUGCACCGCGCAAACCGACCACAUAUCUACACUACGAGGAACUCGACCAACAAGGUAACCGCACACUGAGCAGUACCGAGGACUAUGCGAGACAUCACAUGGGCUUCAAUACGCUGUUUCGUGGAGAAUCUAUGCGGGAGUUUCUUCAUCGUCUUCUCGGAGAGGAAAUGCUGCUGUUCAAGGAAAAAAUCAAUUACAAGGCUCCGAGGUCGGGUGGAUUCAAACCCCAUACCGACGCUCCUGCCUAUAUCACAAUUCCCAAUAUUGGACACGUGGCAGCUGUGAUGAUUGCCGUGGAUGCACAAACCGCCGAAAAUGGUUGCCUCGAGGUCGUCGCAGGCACCCACAAACUUCAUAGCAACAUUCCCGUCGGGCAAGAUCAUUGUCUUGAUGCUGAUUGGAUUGCCACCCAGACUUGGAUUCCACUCUAUCUAGAGCGUGGCCAGAUUGUGGUAUUUGAUUCGCACCUUGCCCAUCGUUCAGGAGAAAACCAGACUGACAAAGGACGCGCCGCAAUUUUUGCAACGUAUAAUGCUCUCAAUGGUGCUGGUGACCAACAUCAGGCGUACUACGUCGAUAGACGCAAAUUGUGGCCUGCUACGGAAGACCGCUUACCAGGAGAAGACUAUGCGGAAGGCGCCGCGAUUUUUGGGUUUGGAUCCCCUAUGUUGUCUGUGGACACUGUGUACAAACAGAUGGGACUCUGA
Mycena indigotica is the source of this 1241-nucleotide messenger RNA. Its product is annotated as Epoxidase subunit a. Bases 96 to 1241 code for a protein of 381 amino acids. The transcript is spliced from 15 exons. The record is from RefSeq and is a predicted model, not a curated record. NCBI's taxonomy places the organism in Eukaryota, Fungi, Basidiomycota, Agaricomycetes, Agaricales, Mycenaceae.